CCCCUUCGUGACGUUUGGAAUUUGUUUGAUGAGCCGAAUUCAUUGCGUUUGGCAGCCAUAAAACUAAAAAGCGAAGCUGCAAUGAAGGAAAACGAACUGCUGGAGCUGGCGAAGCAAGAGGAGGCGAUUGUGUACAGUCAGGCCAUUCAUUAUGCCAAUCGCAUCGUGUACCUGCAGAUCCCCAUGGAUUCGACGAAACUACGAAUGGUGAACAUCAGAAAUCUGGAGAGGAGCAACAGAUCACUUGCAAUGACCAGUGAUGCUGCAAGUUACGACGAGGACAGCGUGAAUCAUAGCUCGGAUAGCGAUGUGGAAUCCGGUUACAUGGACGGCGAAGAAAAUGAUCUCGGCCAAAAGACGGUGCGUUGGAUAGCAAAGUUUAUCGACAAGGUGUGCUCUGAAAGUUCCCUUAGCACUGAGAAAAUUCUCCAUCUGCACCAGAUGAUUCCAGGAGUCGUUGCAAUGCACAUUGAAUCGUUGGAGCACAUCUACCGAGAAAGUCGGAAGCUGCCGCCUAUACAUAAGCCAAGAAUGCUCGUUCCUGUAUUUCUACCCGGAGAACAAAUGCUACAAGGAUACUUGAGGGUGUACCUCAUACCUGACGGUAGGCAAGAUACGACGAAGCUAACAGACAAGUCUUACAGCAGCAGCUUUUUACCUGCGGAAGGAGCGAUAUUUUUGACCAAUUAUCGCAUUAUAUUCAAAGGCCAGCCAUGUGAUCCAUAUGGUGAGUGGUGUGAUUCAUGA
Messenger RNA from Soboliphyme baturini, 747 nucleotides. The record is from the annotation of a GenBank genome assembly. Lineage: Eukaryota; Metazoa; Nematoda; Enoplea; Dioctophymatida; Soboliphymatidae.